AUGUCCAAGAUGGCCGUCAUCCACCCCCUGGUCGCGCGUGAGGCUUCUCCGGAACACCAUGUGGAUAGGUCGAUGCAGACAUGGAACAACGCCACACAAUCGCUCUGCAUCAUCUUCAUGUCUAUCUUUUUUGGUCUCCGAGUUUAUACCCGUACUUUAUUACUGCGGAAUUGGGGACAAGAGGACUGGUGCUGCUUGGCCGCAUGGUUUCUUGGUGUCUCAUAUUCUGCAAUUGCCUUGGCCAUGGGCCAUUUCGGCGGUGGCGUGCACUGGGGUGAUGUCCCUGAGGAACACCAUAUUCCGUUUCAAAAGCUCACAUACGUAACGAUGGUCAUGUACGGGCCUACCGCGUUUCUCACCAAAAUGACCCUGCUGUGGAUCAUGACCAGGGUGUUCAGUCCGUUCAAGAAAUCGGUCAUCUUCAUAUAUGUCUUCCUCGUCCUGAUGCUCCUCUACUACAUCCCCGCCGUCAUCGUCAAGAUUCGCAUCUGUAUGCCAAUCGCGAAGUUCUGGGAGCAAGACCUGCCCGGAUCCUGCCUUGACCAAAAUGCCAUCAUCAUGGCCGACGCCGUCGUCAGCGUCGUCAGCGACCUGAUCGUUCUAAUCGUGCCUCUUCCCCUGACAAUGCGACUGCAACUACCGCACAAGAAGAAGAUGAGAGUGAUGGGCAUGCUAGGAGCGGGAGGUCUUGCUUGUGCCUCGAGUGUCAUUCGUCUGAUUCUUAUCAAGGAGACGGGCAAUUCAAAGGAUGCCACCAUUGCUUUCAUGCGCGUCAACAUGUUUGGAAACGCCGAGAUUGCCAUUGGGGUUAUCUGUGCAUGUCUGCCCGCACUGUCGGCGUUGAUCACACAGAAAUACAACGAAUACAGCAGCGGGAGAUACAACAGCCACAACUCAGAGUACCACCUCAGCAAAGUGCGGAACCCGACCAAGAGCAGUCGUGUCGAACGCAGCAACAACAUGAGUGCUGUGGAACACGAGUCAGACAAGGACAUCCUGAUGACGAACGUGCAAGCCAUGCCCCGGAUCGAGACCACCAUCCAGGGCGACUACAACCGACGCGGUCAACAGCAGCAGGGUAUCAUGAGGACGGUGGAUGUGUCGACGUCGGUGGCCUCGCGCGACUCAUAA
Molecule: messenger RNA, 1131 nt
Organism: Aspergillus puulaauensis
Lineage: Eukaryota; Fungi; Ascomycota; Eurotiomycetes; Eurotiales; Aspergillaceae
Exons: 6
Coding region: 1-1131 (376 amino acids)
Source: RefSeq, a predicted model, not a curated record